Messenger RNA from Acanthocheilonema viteae, 1092 nucleotides. Lineage: Eukaryota; Metazoa; Nematoda; Chromadorea; Rhabditida; Onchocercidae. The record is from the annotation of a GenBank genome assembly.
AUGACUUCCUAUUCGCAAUUUCUAACACAAGCGCAAAAAGAUGAAUUGCGACAAAUUGCCAACCAAAUUGUGACACCUGGCAAAGGUAUUCUUGCUGCGGAUGAAAGCACUGGAAGUAUGGACAAAAAACUAAAGCCAAUUGGACUGGAAAAUGUUGAAGAAAAUCGACGUUUGUACCGUCAGCUUUUGUUCACAGCUGGUGAUGAAAUGAGUAAAUACAUUUCUGGUGUUAUCAUGUUUCAUGAAACAUUCUAUCAGAAAGGAGAUGAUGGCACACCAUUCGUUAAAAUCCUACAAAAUAAGGGUAUUCUUCCGGGUAUCAAAGUUGAUAAGGGUGUCAUUCCAAUGGCAGGCACUGUUGGUGAAGGUACUACGCAAGGUUUGGAUGAUCUGAACAACCGAUGCGCUCAGUACAAGAAGGAUGGUGCACAGUUUGCUAAGUGGCGCUGUGUACAUAAAAUUGGUGCUACAACACCUAGCCAUAUGGCUCUGGUUGAAAUUGCUGAAGUAUUGGCUCGUUAUGCUUCAAUUUGCCAGCAGCAUGGUUUGGUGCCAAUUGUAGAGCCCGAAACUCUACCCGAUGGUGAGCAUGACCUUCAUCGAUGUCAGAAAGUCACAGAACUUGUCCUGUCAUAUACAUACAAGGCAUUGAUUGACCACCAUGUUUACUUGGAGGGGACGUUGCUGAAGCCAAAUAUGUGUAUGCCGGGAAUGCAAUAUAAGGGGCAAUGCUCACAUGAAGAUAUUGCGCGAGCUACAGUUACUGCUCUUCAGCGCACAGUUCCAGUAGCUGUGCCGGGUAUUGUCUUCCUUUCUGGCGGUCAAUCUGAGGAAGAUGCGACGCUUAAUUUGAAUGCUAUCAAUCAGUUCCCGGGUAAAAAGCCGUGGGCUUUGACAUUCAGUUAUGGUCGAGCACUGCAAGCUUCCGCUCUUGCAGCUUGGGGUGGUAAACCCGAAAACAUUCAAGCAGCGAAAGAAGCAUUUUUGAAGCGUGCAGAGGCAAAUUCGCUUGCGCAACAAGGAAAAUAUGCUGGAGGUGCAGGUUCUGGUGCAGCAGGACAGAACCUCUAUGUUGCUAAUCAUGCAUACUAA